AUGGAAGCAUCUUCCUCGUCGGAGCUUUUGUUUGGAGUUAGAGAAGACGGUCAAAGCGAGCAACAACAGCAUUCCACAGGACCAACUUCAGCUACGGGGCCAGUCCAGCACCUCCGCCGCCGUCGCCGUCGCCGAAGAGAAGGAGAAACCAACCAGGAACGCCAAGCAAAUCCAGAUGCAGAAGUGAUAGCACUGUCUCCCAAUACCCUAAUGGCAACAAACAGGUUCAUCUGUGAGGUAUGCAACAAAGGGUUCCAAAGGGAGCAAAAUCUGCAGCUUUACAGAAGAGGACAUAAUCUGCCAUGGAAGCUUACACAGAAGACCACGAAAGAAGUGAAGAAGAAGAAGUCCACGGUGAUUCAUUAUGUGGUGGAUGACAUGGUAGAUGGACUAAAUUGGCGUGAUAGUUUUAUCACUCACAGGGCAUUCUGUGACUCACUGACUCGGGAAACUGCAUGGCGAACCCUAGACUCCAUUGGCAACCAUUUAUCUCGAGCUGGAACCCAGAUUCCAUCGUUUCAAGGCCAGAAUAUUAACACUGGUGGUGGUGCUAGGAGUGAAGCUUUGGAUCCCUUCUCGAGCAACGUGAUCAUUGGCGAUCAAAUCAUCAGCAGCAGCCCUUAUCUCUUUGCUCAAAACAAUAACAUGGUGCCCCAAAUGUCAGCUACCGCAUUGCUCCAAAAAGCUGCUCAAAUGGGCUCAACUUCAGGCAACAACAGCAGCGAUUCACUUACAUAUGGCUUUGGACAUGGACAUGGACAAGGAAAACAUCAGCAGCAGCAGCAGCAGAGAAAUUUGAAUGUUAGCGGUGGUGGGUCAGAUAGAUUGACUAGGGACUUCCUUGGGGUAGGGCACCAGCACCAGCACUUUGGGUAA
Hibiscus syriacus is the source of this 876-nucleotide messenger RNA. Its product is annotated as protein indeterminate-domain 5, chloroplastic-like. The record is from RefSeq and is a predicted model, not a curated record. The coding region runs from base 1 to 876 and encodes 291 amino acids. The transcript is spliced from 6 exons. Lineage: Eukaryota; Viridiplantae; Streptophyta; Magnoliopsida; Malvales; Malvaceae. Gene Ontology annotation, cellular component: nucleus. Gene Ontology annotation, molecular function: DNA-binding transcription factor activity.